CCUCUCAGCUCAACAGCCUGCAAUAACAAAACUGAGUCACCUAAGAAGGUUUGGCUGGGCCUGCUGUAGAGGCAUCCAUUUUGAGAAGGGUUUUUGCCUCACAGCACUCAAAUGUCUGCUAAACUCAUAACUGGCCAGUGUGGAGCUUGCCCUUAGCCACAACAAGUUCCUCUACGACAAGAAAUGGUAUCUUUCUUCUAUCCUCAAUGAUUAACUAAACCCAGAGCCCCCUUACUGUAUAUCAGCCCGUAGUAUGAAAAGCUGGAAUAAGAUAUUCAAGAGAGGAGACCCGGAGAGUGUGGAUGGGAACUCCUCUUUGCAGAAAAACUCCUUGAACAACGCCCCGCUAGAGCUAACCCCUCAGAGGGCCUUAGAUGACGACCUUUCAGAUGACGCAAACUCCACUGCCCACUCAUCCAGCACUCCCCCAUAUGUACAAGGAGUGGGGAGUGGUGGGGACGAGGGGACCCUUAAGGACAGGUUGAGAACUCUCCUCCCCCAAUCAUGGGGCAGUAUUCUCCAGAAAUGGAGCAAUGGGGAUGCUGACUCUGACCUGGGCUCCGCAGGGGUCAAGAUUGUGCCCAAUGGGACCAGGGUGAGUCCACCUGUCAGUCCCAUACUGGAGAGGAGGUACUGGGACACUCAGGACUCACUGGGGACCUCCAGCAAGAGUUCCCAUAGGCCCUUGUUGAGGGACGUUCCUAUAGAUAAUGACCUACUCCAUUAUCUUCCAGAGGAAUCAGAGCUGACCAGUAUCCAUCCAGCUGAGUACUAUGCUGAGAAGGUGGAGGUCUACAAGCUGAAGUACUCCUAUAUGAAAUCAUGGCCUGGGUUACUGAGACUCCUGGCUGGGUUUGAACUUCUCUUUGGCGGUAUGGUCCUUGCCUGUGUCUGUGCCUACAUCCAUAAGGACAGUGAGUGGUCGAACUCCUAUGGACUGUACAGUGGUGCGUAUAACAAUGGAUAUGGCACAUCGGGGAAGUCCUAUAAUGGACCUAUGACUCUAUUCGUGAUAGCGGUGGUUGGGGUGGCGUGGAUUGUAACCAUCCUCCUACUGGUGAUAGGGCUGACCAUGUACUACCGUACCAUUCUCCUGGACUCACCCUGGUGGCCUCUCACUGAAGGAGUCAUCAACGUCGCCCUGUUCCUCCUCUACAUGGCUGCUGGUAUCGUGUACCUGAAUGACCUCAACCGUGGGGUGUGUUACAUGACUAUAGGUAUUAACCCCAUAAUGUCCAGCCUGUGUCGGGUGGACGGGGGCCAGAUGGCUGGCACGGCUUUCAUCUUCAUCAACAUGCUGAUGUACCUCAUCAGCUUCCUGGUGUGUCUGAAGAUGUGGAGGCACGAGGCCACCCGCAGGGAGGUGGAGUUCUUUGAGAACCAGGAGAAUCUGAGGCCCAUCCCUGUGGCCCAGACCAAAUCUCCCAAUCCGCAGACCAAGAGGAUUGUAUUUGAGGAUGAGAUGGACAGCUCAAUGAGGGCAACCAAACUCCUCCACGUCACAGACUUUCAGCAAGAGGAGCCAGGCAGCCGGAACAGAGCCAUCCCCACAGGGUACGCCCAGAAGCCCAGAGUCAUCGCCGAUUAUGUCAUGAAGUAUCCAGAAAUCUCCUCUUUGGAGGAUAGGGAGAAAUACAAAGCUGUCUUCAACGACCAGUAUCAGGAGUACAAGGACCUUCACAAAGACAUCAGUGAGACCCUCGUGAAGUUCAGAGAGCUGGAUGCCAUGAUGGGUAAACUCCUCAAAGAUGGCAACAGUCAUGAGGAGCAGAAAAGAAUCCAGCGGAUUUUGAAGAAGUACGAGCAAAAAAAGAGUGACCCCGCCUUCCUGGAGAAGAAGGAACGAUGUGACUAUCUGAAAGCUAAAUUAAGCCACAUCAAGAACAGGAUCCGCAAUUUCGACCAAGACACCAUGGCAAAGGUUCGGAUGUGAAGAAAUUAGCACGUACACAGAGGAAACAAAGGGGCCAUUAUUAUUCUGUUCCUGUCACGUCUUCUCUGUGAGACUUAUUUCAGCACUAAUUGUGUUUUUGGCGUGUUCCUUAAGUAGGUUUCAGUAAAUGGCUGUACAAAUCAGUAAACUGUUGUUACAUUAUAGCCUGCAACACUUUUUGCGCUUACUGUAAAAAUGACUUUCCCACGAAUAUUGUGUGUGAGUUUCAGUCAUGAAGUGAAUGAACUCAUAAACUCAUAAACGGA
Oncorhynchus nerka (sockeye salmon) is the source of this 2199-nucleotide messenger RNA. RefSeq names its product MARVEL domain containing 2-like (gene marveld2l). Gene Ontology annotation, molecular function: cis-regulatory region sequence-specific DNA binding. Gene Ontology annotation, cellular component: transcription elongation factor complex; membrane. Lineage: Eukaryota; Metazoa; Chordata; Actinopteri; Salmoniformes; Salmonidae. Gene Ontology annotation, biological process: positive regulation of transcription elongation by RNA polymerase II; snRNA transcription by RNA polymerase II. The record is from RefSeq and is a predicted model, not a curated record.